Molecule: messenger RNA, 360 nt
Organism: Hippocampus comes (tiger tail seahorse)
Lineage: Eukaryota; Metazoa; Chordata; Actinopteri; Syngnathiformes; Syngnathidae
Product: heat shock 70 kDa protein 4L-like
Exons: 4
Biological process (GO): protein folding
Cellular component (GO): cytosol; nucleus
Molecular function (GO): ATP binding; ATP-dependent protein folding chaperone
Source: RefSeq, a predicted model, not a curated record
UGACGUUUCCAGCAGGAUGAACAGGGCCCAUUUUGAAGAGUUGUGUGCACGGUAUUUAAUGCGGGUAGAGACGCCGCUGAAGGCCGCCCUUGAACAUUCAAAGCUGAGCCGAGACGACAUCUACUCCGUGGAGAUAGUGGGAGGCGCGACAAGAAUGCCGGCCGUCAAAGACCGGAUCGCCAUGUUUUUUGGCAAAGACGUUAGCACCACGCUCAAUGCUGACGAGGCUGUCGCCAGAGGCGCUGCUCUUCAGUGUGCAAUCUUGUCUCCGGCGUUUAAAGUGCGUGAAUUUUCGAUCACCGAUGCUGUUCCGUUCCCGAUUACUCUGCGCUGGAAAUCAGCAACAGAAGAUGGACUCGG